Molecule: messenger RNA, 972 nt
Organism: Trichophyton rubrum CBS 118892
Lineage: Eukaryota; Fungi; Ascomycota; Eurotiomycetes; Onygenales; Arthrodermataceae
Exons: 1
Coding region: 1-972 (323 amino acids)
Source: RefSeq, a predicted model, not a curated record
AUGGCAACCAGCGUUCACAUCGAACUUGAACGCCUUGGAAGGAGCCGUGCUACGAUAGCCGAUCAACGGGCAUACCUGGCGGACUUUUUUGGAUCUGCUAAUGACUUGGUUACGAUGGGAAUAAAUGGGAAUUAUGAAGGGAGAUUCUUUGGUGCGGUCAAUGUCAUGAAAAAUAUUGACGCAAAAGAAAAUUCUUCUCGCCUCAGAGCUGUUGUCCAAUACCUGAACUCUCAGUUUGCAAACACCAUGAACCAGAAGGGACAUAAGUAUUAUGUUCGCGACUGUGAUGGCCAGAGCGGAGACGAGUCAUCAGAUGAGGAGUCACCAGAGGAUGCUGUCAUUUCACCAGCAGGGAGAUCAUCGUCAGGAACUGUUGAGAAUCUCACUCGUAAAGAGGUUGUUAAACGAGUUGUCCAAGUCAUUGAACGCAGUCGCGGCCGUGAAAUUCCUGGGACAGCCAACCCGAUGUUAACAAAUCACUUGUUUUGGGAACAGUCUGCAGGAUGGAGGGCAAUUGCACAAGACCAUGCCAACAAAAUUGCCCUUAAAUGCAAGGAUUUCCUAGUCCAAGUUUUGGAGUAUACCGCAACUCCCGAGUUGAUGUCCCGGAUCAUGAACAUGACAGUGGUUCCGGCGCUCGAAGCUGCCCGCGAGGCUGCUUUGAAUGAGCUUGAGCGAAUCGACGAAGACAUGAAGAGACAUCCUAUCACGUACAACCACUACUUCACAGAUACCCUGCAGAAGAUUCGGACUCGACACUGGGCAACUGAAGUCCGGAAAAUAGCCAAUAAAUCAACAGUAAAUGUUUCUGAAAAAACCUUUACUAGUGGGCCCGGGUAUCAAAACAGGGAAUACAUCAAACCUGACAAAUUUCUAUCCAGUAUCGAUAGUAAGGUCAAGAAAAACAUGGAUAAGUUUGCUGCGGAACAAGCGCUUGAUACUCUCGACGCUUACUACAAGGUAUGUGCUUAA